This is a messenger RNA of Hypoxylon trugodes, 1829 nucleotides long. Its product is annotated as DUF689-domain-containing protein. The transcript has 2 exons. Bases 452 to 1495 code for a protein of 347 amino acids. The record is from RefSeq and is a predicted model, not a curated record. NCBI's taxonomy places the organism in Eukaryota, Fungi, Ascomycota, Sordariomycetes, Xylariales, Hypoxylaceae. Gene Ontology annotation, cellular component: cytoplasm. Gene Ontology annotation, biological process: iron-sulfur cluster assembly. Gene Ontology annotation, molecular function: iron-sulfur cluster binding.
GCGCUAACUUACAAAUGUAUGUUUGUAUCACCAUACUAGUACAUUUAAUUGAACCUUACAUAAAGUACUUUACACACGGUAAUUAUAGUGAAAGGCCUUAACUUUUACUAAUCUACCUAGGUUAUUUUUCUUGCCCAACAUCUCCGCUCCCUUUCUCAAAGAGAACCUCGCAGAUUUAAUUUGUAAUCCAAACAUACCCUCACUUCGACUUCUACUCCCACUUUAUAAUCAAGUACGAAACGGCGAGAGUUUUUCUGGUGUAAUUCUGAAGGUUCCACCACUAACAAAGAAGCCUUUGAUUUUGGUUGCCCCUCAUUCGUACUGACGUACCCCGCGAUAAAAAUUACAUCGUCGACAUUAUUGCCUCCCUCUAUUGACCAACAAAAAUAUUCUCGCCAUACUACCGUAGUUUCACAACGAGUCAGCGCAGGGAGCGCAUCGAUCUUUCACGAUGUCGCCCUCUAUCGUUACAAUCGACAACACUUCAGACUUCGACGUCUUCACGCCGAGUUCCAACACAACCCAGAAUGGCUCCUCUACGCCUCGAACCCUCCUUCUAGCCCCUCCCUCGAUCGCUAGUCACGAAGAGAAAUUACACGAAGUUCUAGCCGCACACGAUCGAUCUGUCACCGACUUGCAAAUGCUUGACCGCCUCUCUGCCGGCUUAGUCAAUCUCCCCGACUCCACGUACGACCUCAUUCUAGUCCUGACCGACGCCGACGGAACCCGAUCCGAAUCCACACUCCUACUCGAUCGAGAGGUGUUUUCCAAGAUCGUACCUACACUAAAGGCCGGUGGCAAAAUUCAGGCACAAGAUGGAUCCCUGGCACAGAACAGCCAGGCACCCGAUGCGCGAGAGGCUCUGCUGUCUGGUCUAAUGCCUGGAACGGACGGAUUCACGAAGCUCGGUGAUGGUGCCGCUACUGCCGUCCCCCUCAAACUGAGCUUUGGAAAGAACAAGAAGAGAAGUGCCGCCGGCCCUGCUGUUAAGAACGUCACGGUCCACCAAGUGAAUGGAAAAGAUGCCAGUCUGAACAUGGUACCUCCUGCUGUCAAGUCGACACCCGCUGGUGUUGGUUUCGUAGACUUCAGCGAUGACUUUGGUAUUCCCGAGGAUGACGACGACGAGUUGAUCGAUGAGGAUACCCUGCUCACUGAGGAGGAUCUAAACAAACCUCUCGCUAUUCCUGCGGAAUGCGUACCUAAGGUUGGCAAGCGACGACGUGCUUGCAAGGACUGCACCUGUGGUCUGGCUCAGAAACUCGAGGCUGAGGAUGCAGCCAGGAGAAAGCAAGCUGAUUCUCAACUCCAGUCACUUAAGCUCGAAUCUAGCGAUUUGAACGAGGUUGACUUCACCGUCAAGGGCAAGGUUGGUUCGUGUGGCAACUGCUCGCUGGGAGAUGCCUUCCGCUGUGAUGGGUGUCCGUACAUAGGAUUGCCGGCAUUUAAGCCCGGCGAAGAGGUCCGACUGCUCAAUAACGUUGUGCAGUUGUAAAACCCCACCAAGCAUUACUCCGCCUCUCCUAUUUACCGACCCUUUUGGUCUUAAGAGGCAUAACGAAAUACUAAGCCAUAUAAGGCUACAAGUACAUUACUAGAACAAUUUCAUGAAUCACAUGGAAUUCAGCUCGCACUAUACUCAUGAGGAUAUUGGUGUUUGGGGGAUUCACAAAAGCAGAUCUGAAUUAUUUGGCACUCGAUUGGUGGCUUGGUAGAGGUGGUCACGUCAUAGGACAUCGGAUUAUUGGAAUGCAGAACUCAUCAUGGAUGCGAGUGCUCUCUUACAUAGGUUGAUAAAUACAAUUGAAUUUAUGGUUUCGGUCUAAAGU